This is a messenger RNA of Cutaneotrichosporon cavernicola, 480 nucleotides long. RefSeq lists its product as uncharacterized. Gene Ontology annotation, biological process: DNA protection. The transcript has 7 exons. Gene Ontology annotation, molecular function: 8-oxo-7,8-dihydroguanosine triphosphate pyrophosphatase activity. The record is from RefSeq and is a predicted model, not a curated record. Bases 1 to 480 code for a protein of 159 amino acids. NCBI's taxonomy places the organism in Eukaryota, Fungi, Basidiomycota, Tremellomycetes, Trichosporonales, Trichosporonaceae.
AUGCUCCAAACCACGGCUCGGACUAGUUUCACUCUCGUCUUUCCGAUAACCGGGGAGCAAAUCCUCCUUGGACUUAAACGGCGGGGCUUUGGACAAGACCUCAUGAACGGCUUCGGUGGCAAGGUCGAGGACGGAGAGAGUAUAGAGGAUGCAGCGAUAAGAGAGCUGGAGGAAGAGUGCGGCAUCAGGACGACUGUCUCCGAACUCGAACCCCGAGGUCGUCUGACGAUUGUUCGCCCGAUCCAUGCAGGGCCCACGGUGUUUGCCAAGAUCUUCCUCUUCACAUGUAGAACCUGGAGCGGCCAUCCUGUCGAAUCUGACGAGAUGCAGCCAGUGUGGUUUGAUACCCAUUGUCUUCCGUUCAAGCAAAUGUGGCCAGACGCUCCGCUGUACCUUCCCCACCUCCUCAAAGACACCCAGGACACUUGUAUCACGGGCAAGUUCCACCAAGAACAGAACAGAAAAGCACAUGUUGACUAG